GCCUUUUCCUUUUUUUUUUGUAAUUGCAGUUUUGUGUUUUUUCUUUUUCUUUUGUAUAUUAAUUAGGAGAAUGGAAAACUCUACACCCACCUGGAGACUCAGUCAAAAAGAGCAUGACGACUUGGAAUCAGCGGCAGAUGCGACGGUUCUGGUGUUGUUCCUACAACGAAGUCGCAGCAUCAGGUGGCUCAGAACUUGCUGGCGCAAGCUGGCGUACGAUCUGAUGGCCCUGCUGGCGGGACUCCGCCCUGUUAUUCUACUGGACUAUGUUUUUGCCUCAAGUCCAGAGAUCGCUAGCCUGCUUCAACGGCUAGCGGAGGAAUGCUGUCAAGUUCGUCGUGUGGCGUUCGUGCACAUGAAGAAUUGUCAUUACCUGCUCAACACAGCGCGACUACGUGAUCUGGACCCAGCAGCUCUUGUCGGACAAGGGUUGAUGAAGUUUGUCGUGCUGAAACGGGGGGUGGAAGCGAAGAUUGCAGAGCAUGAAGAAGCUGCGUACUACAAGAAUCAUCUUGUGAAGAUCUACUGCUCUCUUGUCCGUGGAAUUGUGGGACGAGCGCCGCCAAUCCAGAUCCAGCAUCCUGAAGUGGCCGAUCCUCCUCCUCCUGAUGUCGGCAGCAUUGGCGGCCUCGACCACUGUGCUGCUGGGCAAUUUAUGUCCAAUCAAAUGUCUUGGAGGGGCAAUCCUGCGACUCACACUCAGGCGCUGUUUGGUUCUCCUAUUGCUGCACAAUCCAGGCAUAAUGACUUGUGGACAGCAACAGCUUCGACUUCUUCCUCCCCUCCUUGCUCCCAUUCGAAAGAUCCACUGCCAUCAAAUGGCCGCCCCAAUUCGACGGUCGAUCCGGCAAGCUCCCAAACAGGCGUGUUCGGUGCCUCUACCUCAGACUCGGUUAUUGCCGCUGCAGAAGGAUGCUAUCUACACGACAUCUUCACGUCUGACGAGAUUCCGCUGCCGACAAUCAAUGGCAUGUUGCGCCAUAGGUCGUGGCAGACACAAACAACACCCGUGGGACCCGAGUCACAUACCAUCAAGGAGAUUGACAAGUGAGAUGACAGUUAAGCGAUAGGAAAACAACAAAGGCCAAGAAGCGUU
Molecule: messenger RNA, 1096 nt
Organism: Chara braunii
Lineage: Eukaryota; Viridiplantae; Streptophyta; Charophyceae; Charales; Characeae
Source: the annotation of a GenBank genome assembly